Messenger RNA from Entamoeba invadens IP1, 1224 nucleotides. RefSeq lists its product as hypothetical. Lineage: Eukaryota; Evosea; Mastigamoebida; Endamoebidae. Bases 1 to 1224 code for a protein of 407 amino acids. The record is from RefSeq and is a predicted model, not a curated record. The transcript has 2 exons.
AUGAAUCCAAACAACGUUUUAGAGGCACUGACACUCCUCGAAACGUCCCCUCCUCAACCGAUAUCCACACAACUCAUCCGCCUCUUUACGUUAUUUCAAGACGUCCCUGCUAUUGUCUCUAAAGCGUUUUCAGUGAUCUCCCUCUGGCAAUAUCAAGACCAAAAAUUCAGUUACGAGUUAUUCAACAUCUUGCCACUCUCCUUCUUCCACGAAUACCUCCGCGGGCAGAACAUCCUCUACGUGUGCUCCUCGUUGAUUAUUAUCAGCAACUUCGUGAACGACGGAGGGAAGAUGAGUACCCAACUCUACAACGAGUACUCCGCAGAGCUCUUCCAGUUACUCCACUGCUCUGUCGAACAAGUCCAAAUCAACGCAGCACUUGUCUUCACCAAUUUACUCAUGGCAAAACCAUUUGUUGGAAUGGACAUCGCGAAGACGGCGGUUGCGGUGUGUGUCGAAGCAAUCGCUUCCAAGUCGGAACUCCUUAUAACCAAUUCGUUGAUAGCGCUGAGGAACUUUUCGUGUAACAAAGACCCUCAAGUUGACUCUGUGAUGAGCACCAAUGCGAUGGGGAUUUGGGAGAAGUUUGUUUUAGUUCCAAAAGACGUAUUCGAUAAAAAUCUGGCGACUGUUGCGGUAAUUCUGUCGAACAGUUUGAUGUCGAACAGCACGACGUUGAUGAAUAAAAUACUCGAGACGAAUAUUGUCGAAACAAUUGCGUCGCUUGUGAGAACGAACGACGACAUGAUGUGUAAGAAUGGGUUGUUCUUCUUCGAGAAUUUCAUUGUGGACAACAACAGGGAGGUGUCGUUCAAUUUGUGCGAGAGAGUCUCCCGUCUUGGGAUCGCCGAAAUUGCAAAUGAAGUUGUCGCAAAGCAAAUAAGAAGUCUGGCGACUGUUGGAGAGGCGAUGAGGUUCUGGGUCAAUUACUUUGACUUAUGUUCUAUUGAACGAAUACGACCAUUUUACAACAAUCAAAUGUUUAUAGAUGCUCUUAAAAGGAUAAUGGAUGUGACUGAUGUCCGGAUGGUAGUGAAGGUGAUGUUGAUAGUGAGAAGGAUAUGUGUUGAUUAUCAACAAAGUGGCGUGUCGGUACAAGACUUUUUGGAUGGGAAUAGUCUUACUGAUACCAUUGUGAUGUUUACUACACAAAGCGAGUCGACGAAGUUACGAAAUGUCGCGAUUAACAUCACUAAAAUGUAUAACGACGACUCGGAGUUUUAA